AACGUUAAAGUGGCAGCAAAGCUGAAAAGCGGAGGCGUGACGUCAGCAGGAUGUAAAUGCAGAGCCUCGCAGGCCGCUCUCUCUUUUCCCUCUCCAGUGCCGUCAGGGUAGUUGGCCUACUCUCCUCUCUAGGAAAAUUUAACACACAAGCACCAAAAUGAUAAUCUACAAGUGCAUCAUCUGCGGAGAUGAGAUGUUCUCGGAUAUCUACAAAAUCUUGGACACAGGCAUUUUCUAUGAAGUUGAAGGAAAGAUGAUCUCCAGAACUGAAGAUAUCGAUGACUCAUUGAUCGGCGGCAACGCCUCUGCCGAGGAGGCCUGUGACGGUAACCUGUCCUCCACCGUCUCUGGUAUUGACAUCGUCCUCAAUCACAAACUCCAGGAGGUUCCAUCUCUUGAUAAGAAGGCUUUCCUGGCCUAUGCUAAAGAGUACUUGAAAACGGUCAAGGCCAAACUGGAGGAGUCCAAACCCGACAGAGUAGACAGCUUCAUGAAGGAGGCCCAGGUUGCGGUUAAGGAGCUCCUCCCGAAACUUAAGGACUACCAGUUUUUCAUAGGAGAGUCCCUGAACGGAGAUGGCGCUAUGGGCAUGCUGAACUUCCGCGAAGACGGUGUCACGCCAUACAUGCUUUUCUUCAAAGAUGGUCUGGAGGAGGAGAAAUGUGUACUAACCGCUUGGAAACCAUCUGGAGCACGGCCCUGCAUCUCGCCUGGAUGAGUGUUAUCACAGCCCAAAAACGCAGCUCAAAGCCGGGGAGAAUCAAACUUGAUUCGGUCACUAAACAGUUUUUAGCUUUUUUUUUUUCUUUUUUUCUUCAGCCCAGUUUUCUUUUUUUGGAAACUAAGACAGGACUGAGUGAAGCUCUGACUCUGGCUGAAGAAGCCUUUUCUCUUCUUCCCCUCAUCUGUCGCACUGUUUUGGUAACAAUCUACAGUUUGGCAUCCCCCGACCUCUGUUUGGGUUCAUUGGUGCAUUAAAUAUUCCUCAAUGCAAAGAUCUUUGGUUGAAUGAAAAUAAAAUCAAGUACAACCA
Molecule: messenger RNA, 1033 nt
Organism: Menidia menidia (Atlantic silverside)
Lineage: Eukaryota; Metazoa; Chordata; Actinopteri; Atheriniformes; Atherinopsidae
Source: the annotation of a GenBank genome assembly